This is a messenger RNA of Salvia miltiorrhiza (redroot sage), 751 nucleotides long. RefSeq names its product major strawberry allergen Fra a 1.06-like. Gene Ontology annotation, molecular function: signaling receptor activity; protein phosphatase inhibitor activity; abscisic acid binding. Gene Ontology annotation, cellular component: cytoplasm; nucleus. Bases 131 to 616 code for a protein of 161 amino acids. Gene Ontology annotation, biological process: abscisic acid-activated signaling pathway; defense response. The transcript has 2 exons. The record is from RefSeq and is a predicted model, not a curated record. NCBI's taxonomy places the organism in Eukaryota, Viridiplantae, Streptophyta, Magnoliopsida, Lamiales, Lamiaceae.
AGGAUUAUACAUUAAAGAAUUUAAUCAAACAUCACAAUUUUAACCCAGUAUUCACCAAUAAAUAGGGCCUUCAUUUUUCACAUAAAACGUACACAACUCAAUUAUCAGUUUAAUUUGUUGAAAGAAGAAAAUGGGUGUGAUUGUUGAGGAGCAAGAAUCCCGUUGUUCAAUCCCACCAACAAGAUUGUUCAAAGCUUACCGUGAUUCACAGAACCUCUUUCCCAAGGUUUUGCCUAGUGUUUUCAAGAGCAUUGAGGUGAAAGAGGGCAAUGGAGGAGCUGGAUCUAUCCUGUUGAUAACUUAUUAUGAUGAAGGGGAUAAAGUUAUGACGGUGAAGCAUAAAAUUGAAGAAGUCGAUGAGACAAAUCAUGUGUACAAGUUUAGCGUGAUCGAAGGUGAUGAUCUGGGUGAAGAUUUUGAGUCUUCCUCGACCGCCAUCAAAAUCGAAGCUGCUGCAAAUGGAGGUUCAGUCUAUAAAUCAGUCUCUACAUACCACACCAAAGGAGAUAACCAUAAUGUCAUAAGAGAGAAGAUCAACAAAGCAACAGAGGCUGCUAAGGCAUUCUUGCAAGCUAUUGAGGCUCACCUCCACUCAAACCCUAAUGAAUACAAAUAAUUAAUUGGAAUUGCAUUUUGGCAUUUUCAAGAAUAAGUAUUAAUUAUCAAUAAUGUGUGUCUUGUUCAGUCAUCGUUGGUGUGUUUUUAUAUUGUAUCUAAACUAAAUAUAUAAAUAUUUGCAAUUAUGCUUUAA